AUGGCGUUGCCUGUAAUUUCAAGAAGGAUACGAUAUGCUGCUGUCAUGUACUUGACUUUCUUAUUUCAAACAUGUGAUGGGUUUUAUCUUCCCGGAAGCUACAUGCAUACAUACUCAAUAGGGGAUGAAAUAUAUGUCAAGGGUUCUGAUCAUGAGUAUGAAGGAGCUGCAGCGGAGGUAAUUGGUACUGGGGAAGAAGGUAUGGAUCUUAUUUCUCGAGCAGAUAAAAACAAGACUUCAGGGUAUGAGAUUAUAGUUUUUGAGGUGGUCUUUUGCAGUGUAAAAUAUGAUCCUGAGAAGAUGGCAAAACUCCACAUUUAUGACAAUUUUACAACAAUAGCCAUCUCGAUGGGAUGCUUAUCUCAAAAUGGAGGGAGCCCCGUGUUCAGAGAACCAAAUCAUUCGAUGCUACUUUGUGUGAUGAUUGGGGAUGGAGUUCAGAUUACUGGGAUGGCAGUUGUAUCUAUCUUUUGUGCAGCUCUUGGUUUCAUGUCACCAGCUUCACGGGUGCCACUUACUCUCUCAGGAGGAUUAUUGGGCACCCGAGCUGAGCCUAUUCAGUAUCCAGUUCGAACUAAUCAAAUCCCUAGAGAGAUUCCUGCACGCAAAUAUCCGUCAUGGCUUCUCAUUCUUGGUGCUGGAACUCUUCCAUUUGGAACCCUCUUUAUUGAACUUUUCUUCAUCCUCUCUAGCAUAUGGCUUGGAAGGUUCUAUUACGUCUUUGGAUUCCUGCUUAUUGUCCUUAUUUUGUUGGUUAUUGUCCGUGCUGAAGUUUCUGUUGCCUCACAUACAUGCAUCUCUGUGAUGAGGAUUGGAUGUGGUGGUGGAAAGUAUUCUAUGCAUCAAGUUAUCAUAUUUGGUCAGUGGAAGAAUUCUAGUUUGCAGGGUACAGAAAAUUCCACAGCAGCAUGA
Fraxinus pennsylvanica is the source of this 912-nucleotide messenger RNA. The record is from the annotation of a GenBank genome assembly. Lineage: Eukaryota; Viridiplantae; Streptophyta; Magnoliopsida; Lamiales; Oleaceae.